GUUCCUGGUUUCCAGCAUGGCCGCCAUUACCUGACCAGCGCCACGGCCGGUCUGUCCGCGGCGCCUGGAGAAGCUCCCACAGGGGUCUCUGCUUUUCACGGGGCAGGUUUCUCACCUCCGUCGCGUGGGAAGUGUCUUCUGCCUCCGGGGCAUGGCGCAAAAGCAGCACUAACUGCCCGAAGCCUCCGCUCCCUCUCAGGAUGCCGCUGGGGUGGACCCAGGGGGGCACGAUGUGGCUCCGCGGCCUGCUGACAUUUCUGCUCUGUUCAAGCCUUGAGGGUCAAGAAAACUCUUUCACCAUCAACAGCAUCCACAUGCAGUUCCUGCCGAAGCAGGAGGUGCAAAAUGGGGAGAACCUGACCCUGCAGUGCGUCGUGGAUGUCAGCACCACGUCUAGUGUCAAGCCUCAACACCAGGUGCUGUUCUAUAAGGAUGACGUGCUGUUUCACAACGUCUCCUCCAUGGAGAACACAGAGAGUUACUUUAUUCCCCAAGCCCGGGUCUAUGACGCAGGGACCUAUAAAUGCACCGUGAUCCUGAACAACAAGGAGAAAACGACUGUGGAGUACACGGUGUUGGUGAGAGGAGUGUCCGAUCCCAGGGUGACGCUGGACAAGAAGGAGGUCAUAGAAGGCGGGGUCGUGAUGGUCAACUGCUCUGUCCCGGAGGAAAAGGCUCCAAUACAUUUCACAAUUGAAAAAUUCGAACUAAAUGUAAAAGGCGUCAAGCAAAAAAGAGAAAAAACUUCCCAGAACCAGAAUUUUGUGACGCUGAAAUUCACAGUUGAAGAGCAAGACCAUGCUAUAUGGUUCCAGUGUCAAGCUAGGAUCGUUUCCGGGACCCACGUGGAGCCCUCUAGGUCCAUCAGGAGUGAACUGGUCACCGUGAGGGAAUCCUUCUCUAAUCCCAAGUUCCACAUCAGCCCCAAGGGAACGAUCAUAGAAGGGGAUGAUCUCCACAUCAAGUGCACCAUUCAAGUGACGCACCUGGCCCAGUCAUUUCCGGAAAUCAUAAUCCAGAAGGACAAGGCGAUUGUAGCACACAGCAGGCACGGCAACGAGGCCGUGUACUCAGUGAUGGCCACGGUGGAGCACAACGGCAACUACACGUGCAAAGUGGAAGCCAGCCGCAUAUCCAAGGUCAGCAGCAUCGUGGUCAACAUAACAGAGCUGUUUUCCAAGCCAAAGCUGGAAUCUUCCGCCACACGUCUGGAUCAGGGGGAAGGCCUGAACCUGUGGUGCUCCAUCCCAGGAGCACCUCCAGCCAACUUCACCAUCCAGAAGGGAGGCACGGUUGUGUCGCAGGCUCAAAAUUUCACUAAGAUAGCCUCAGAGUGGGACAGUGGGACAUACACCUGCGUCGCGGGCAUCGGCAAGGUGGUCAAGAGCAGCAACGCGGUCCAGAUAGCUGUGUGUGAAAUGCUUUCCAAGCCCAGUAUUUUUCAUGACUCCAGAUCUGAGGUGAUAAAAGGACAGACCAUAGAAGUCAGUUGUCAAUCCAUAAAUGGAACCUCACCCAUUUUUUAUCAGCUUUCAAAAGCAAGUAAGACUUUGGCGAGUCAGAGCAUGGGCUCCAAUGAGCCCGCAAUAUUCAAAGAUAACCCAACGAAAGAUGUAGAAUACCAUUGCAUCGCGGAUAAUUGCCAUUCCCACACCAAACUGGUCAGUGAACUUCUGCAGGUCAAGGUGAUAGCCCCGGUGGAUGAAGUCAAGCUCUCUAUCCUGUUGAGUGAGGAGGUGGAGUCUGGGAAGCCCAUUGUGCUUCGAUGCUCCGUGAAUGAAGGAUCUAGUCCCAUCACAUACAAGUUUUACAGAGAAAAGGAGGGCAAACCCUUCUACCAAGUCACCUUGAAUGACACCCAGGCCAUUUGGCACAAGCCGAAGGCUAGCAAGGAGCAGGAGGGACAGUAUUACUGCACGGCCUCCAACAGAGCCAAUCUCUCCAAAAAUGUCCUCCAAAGCAACACCCUGACAGUCAGAGUCUAUCUUGCCCCCUGGAAGAAAGGACUUAUUGCAGUGGUUGUCAUCGGAGUGAUCAUUACCACCUUGAUACUUGGGGCCAGAUGCUAUUUUCUGAAGAAAGCCAAGGCCAAGCAGAUGCCGGUGGAGAUGUCCAGGCCAGCAGCACCACUUCUGAACUCCAACAAUGAGAAGACGUUGUCAGAUCCCAAUACUGAAGCCAACAGACAUUAUGGUUACAAUGAAGAUGUUGGAAACCAUGCAAUGAAGCCAUUAAAUGAAAAUAAAGCAGAGCCUCUGACCUUGGACGUGGAGUACACUGAAGUGGAAGUGACCGCCCCUGAGCCUCACAGAGGUCUGGGAACAAAGGGCACGGAGACGGUGUACAGUGAAAUCCGGAAAGCUGACCCUGAUUUCGUGGAAAACAGAUAUUCUAGAACGGAAGGCUCCCUUGAUGGAACUUAGGACUCCGAGAGCACACGCCCCUCCCUGGGAGGACACCCACAUGCUGAGAAGAGCGGAUGAUUCCUGUAUUCCAAGAGUUUUGUGCACUUAUUUAUGAACCUGCCCUGCUCCCACCGAACGUGGCAAUUCCUCAGGCCAAGUCACCAGUUCUUAAAUCCAUCUUAACUACAUUUAUGUUGGGUAUAAAGGGCCAACAGAGGGGCUGGUUAAUUUCCCACACGGCCCGCCUCCCACCAAGCCGGAGCACCCUCGGGAGUGGAGGGAAGCAGCAGGAGGUUCAGAGUAAACUGGCCACUGAGAUAUUUUGAAACUUGAAUAUUUUGUCUUGUACAGAGAUCAAGAACUUUUCCAAGUCCCCUCAUACACGGAAACCGGUUUCUGUUUUGUAGUCAAUCCCUCCUAGCGAAUGGCCUGACUUGGGGGCUAGUUUUUCUCUUUGCCUUUGGUCCUUCAGGGGUCUGUGGUUCUGGGCAGUCCUUGUUCCUUGGAAGUGCACAGCAUGGACCAGACAGCUGCACCCUGUCCCCUCUACCACCUCACCUGCCACAGAUGGGAAAACAGAGCUGCUUGGGCGCGACCCCUUUGAGAUGCCAACUUGAAGAUGAGGUUCAUUCUGUGCAAGGCACCAAAUAGAAAAUGAAGUUGGACAAAGCACAGAUGUUCUUGAGCUGGUUUUCUAUUCCCUUUCUUUCUUUUCCUCUACCGUGCUGAAGGCCGAAGGACAGGAAGAUGGUUGCCUCCAGCAAAUAUUUUUUUUUAAUAGAAGAAUGAAAUGCCUAUUUUUCUUACUAAUUUUUUGUUAUUUAUUCCUUGCUAAAGGAAUGGUCUCCCGAGGUCUUCAGAUGUUUCUGAUGGUGCCCUGAGUGGGUGGAUGAGGGGCUGCGGCCAUUCUGCGGUGGGAUUGCACGAGUGAGCACACCCAAGCGGAACCACCUCCCUUGUCCUCCUCAUUGACACAGCCGCAGGGACCCUGAGGGGUGUUGUAUUAAAUAAAUUUGAUCUUUACUCUUCA
Balaenoptera musculus (blue whale) is the source of this 3435-nucleotide messenger RNA. It is a transcript of the gene PECAM1, whose product is annotated as platelet and endothelial cell adhesion molecule 1. The record is from RefSeq and is a predicted model, not a curated record. The coding region runs from base 201 to 2423 and encodes 740 amino acids. Gene Ontology annotation, molecular function: transmembrane signaling receptor activity. The transcript is spliced from 16 exons. NCBI's taxonomy places the organism in Eukaryota, Metazoa, Chordata, Mammalia, Artiodactyla, Balaenopteridae. Gene Ontology annotation, biological process: cell surface receptor signaling pathway.